Lipotes vexillifer (Yangtze River dolphin) is the source of this 363-nucleotide messenger RNA. RefSeq names its product NF-kappa-B-activating protein-like. The annotation marks the transcript as partial. NCBI's taxonomy places the organism in Eukaryota, Metazoa, Chordata, Mammalia, Artiodactyla, Lipotidae. The transcript has a single exon. The record is from RefSeq and is a predicted model, not a curated record.
AUGGAUCCGGUGUCUGGCUCCCGCAGCCCGGAGUGGGAGGCCUCGGGCUCCGGUGGGAAGCGUCGCAGUUCGUCGAAGAGCCCUAAGCCCAGCAAAUCCUCUCGCUCCCCGCGGGGCCGCCGCUCUCGCUUGCACUGUUGCUCUUGGUCCGGGGACCGGAAUGGCCUUAGCCAUCAACUGAGUGGCCCCAGCCAAGGCUCCCGAAACCAGGCCUACCGCUCCCGCUCGCAGUCACGCUCUCGAGAGCGGCCCUCCGCGCCGCGGGGCGCCCCUUUCGCUUCUGCCUCCUCGUCCGCCUAUUAUGGCGGCUACUCACGCCCCUACGGGAGCGACAAGCCAUGGCCUAGCCUCCUGGACAAGGAG